AUAUUUAGUACUUUAAGAAAAUAAAGCUUUAUCAUUAAUGAUAGAAAAUUUUUUAUUAAAGAAUGUUUUCCUGAAAAUUAGUUCUAGGUUGUGAUCGAUAAAUUUAAAUUUUAAUAUUCCGUUUUUCAUUUGUUUUGUAAUAUCGAAUGUGAGUAUUUUCUUAUAUUUUAGGCACACUUUUUCAGACUGAAACAUGGGAUCUAUGUUUGAGACGAUGGCUAAAAUUAGGAAAAGAUUUUUAUGAUGCACGAAAAGAUAAAUUUAAUAUAUCAAAAGUACCUGAUAUAUAUGAUUCAAUAAAAUAUGAGUUACUUCAUAAUAAAGAUGUUCUUCAAUUUCUAUAUGCUGAAGAUUUAUAUGUAUGUUCAAAAGCAUUAGCUGAUAUUGUUGUACCUCAAGAAUAUGGUGUGACAAUUGAAGAAAAACUAAGCAUAGCUCGUGGCAUUAUUACACCAUUACUUCGAAAAAUUCGAGCUGAUCUUCAAUGUAAUUUAACCGGUGUUAUUACUCAUGAUGAACAUGUGAAUAAAUUAGAUCCAAUUUAUUCAAGUGGUAUUCAAACUCCUGGUCGGCAUGUUCGUACACGAUUAUAUUUUACUAGUGAAUCACAUGUUCAUUCACUUCUUACAGUUAUUCGUUAUGGUGGUUUAUUAGAUGUAUCAAAUGAUGAACAAUGGAAACGUUCAAUGGAACAUUUAGAUACUGUUUCAGAAUUAAAUUAUUUAACACAAAUUGUUAUUAUGUUAUAUGAAGAUUCAAGUGAAGAAGAAGAUUCUGAAAGACGUUUUCAUGUUGAAUUACAUUUUUCACCUGGAGCUUAUGGAUGUUUUGAUGUAUUACCAGAAAUCGAUUCAGUUUCUCCAAAUAUUAAUUCUAUUCGUACUGUUUUACCUAAAAGUAAUCGACAAGCAGCUCAUAGUCCACCUAGACAUCGAAUUGAAAUGUUAAGAUCGGUUUCACCACCAACAACAGUAGAAUCAAGUAUGUCAUCAUCAUUAACACAACAUCCAUUAAACACAACAAUAACAUCAUUAGCAGCAGACCAACUAGUUCCAGAAUCGCCUUUAAUUACUGAUGAUAAUACUAAAAAAUCAAUACAAUCAGAAAAAUUACGUCAAAAAGUUGUUAAACAACGAUCAUUUUCGUCAAAAACAAUUUAUCGCAGUAAUAGUGCAAUGAUACCAAGUCGAUCACCAGAACAAACUAAUUCUGCUCAACUUAAUUCCAAUACAACUCAAGGUUCUAAUAAUUCUAAUAACAAAUCUGUUUCAAAACCUAGAUCUUUUGAAGAUGAUGAAUCAGAUUUAGAGCAAUCAACAUUAUCCCAUAAUUAUUACAAUACAAUUCAUGGUGCUUCAGCUAACAAAUAUAGUUCUAAUUAUGUUCCAGUAACAAGUAUUUUUAGUACAAAAGUAAUUACUGGUGCAAUAUCGACACCCGAUCUUAAUAGAUUACUUGAACGUAAACGAACUGGAUUGAUAUGUUCAGAAACUGCUGUUGUUGCUCCAUUAGAAACAUUAAAUACAAAUUUAAAUUAUAAAAUUCUCGAUGAUUUUAUUGGUAAAAUUACUGAUUCAACAACAAAAUAUUUGAUACCUAAUUCACUUAAUAAUGAUAAUAACACAAUUAAAAAUGUACAUAACAAUAAAUCUAGUUCAUCACCAAAGCAUAUUCCAUAUGUAUCAACAAAUCGAUUUAGUGUUCAAUCUGUUGAUAAUAAUAAUAAUACAUCUGGAAAUGAUAAAAAAUUACGUGUUAACUUUGAUAAAAUGACACACCAUUCAAUAAAUACAAUAACAGAACUUCCUGAAAAAACAUUAGAUGAAGAACGAUAA
Rotaria sordida is the source of this 1835-nucleotide messenger RNA. NCBI's taxonomy places the organism in Eukaryota, Metazoa, Rotifera, Eurotatoria, Philodinida, Philodinidae. The record is from the annotation of a GenBank genome assembly.